Messenger RNA from Capsella rubella, 354 nucleotides. RefSeq names its product protein GLUTAMINE DUMPER 6. The transcript has a single exon. Gene Ontology annotation, biological process: regulation of amino acid export. The record is from RefSeq and is a predicted model, not a curated record. Lineage: Eukaryota; Viridiplantae; Streptophyta; Magnoliopsida; Brassicales; Brassicaceae. Bases 1 to 354 code for a protein of 117 amino acids.
AUGAGGACGACACCAAAAGUAGAAAUCUGGAAGACACCAGUACCAUAUCUCUUUGGUGGUCUCUUUUUGCUUGUUUUGCUUAUAGCUUUGGCAUUACUCUCAUUGGUCUGCACACACCAAAAGACUCCUUCUUCUUCUUCUUCUUCUAGCAAUAACAAUCCUAUCGAUCAAGAAGAUAACGUCGUUGACAAGGAAGCUAAGACUAUUACAGGAGAGUACUUACCUAAGAUCGUCGUCAUUUUGGCCGGAGAUGACAAACCUACUUGCUUGGCUGUUCCGGUGGUGAUCCCUCCGCCGUCUUCUAUUUAUCUUUGUAACUGUGACAAUGUUAUUGUCGUCUCAUCAUCAUCCUAA